Molecule: messenger RNA, 3125 nt
Organism: Manihot esculenta (cassava)
Lineage: Eukaryota; Viridiplantae; Streptophyta; Magnoliopsida; Malpighiales; Euphorbiaceae
Product: dentin sialophosphoprotein
Exons: 2
Coding region: 474-2885 (803 amino acids)
Source: RefSeq, a predicted model, not a curated record
CGCCGUGUGGAUAACAAAAAAGGCACUGUUUGAUGCACGUAAAUAUCACGCGCUUUAAACGAUGAUAAAUAGAAAUGACUACAUACUUGUAAUUAUUAUUAGUAUCGAGUUUCUGAGUGUUUCUUUCUUACUUUAUGGUUAUAUAAAGAGAAGGUUUUUGUGAUUUUCAUGUACUCUGUUUCCUUUACUUUUAUUCCUUACGAGGUCCAAUCUGAUCAGAAAGGCAUCCACCAUAAAGAUCAACGCUGGAGCAUUUCUAUUCCAGUAUGUGCAAAGUUACAAUCGCUAAAUCUUUGUUUAUUUUUGGCUACAUUGCUCCAAAUAAAGGGCUCUGUUUUUCACCAUGAUUGCAUAAUCUAGUGGCUCUGGUUUUUUCGGGUAACUUGUCACAGAUUUAGCCAACGCAAGUAAUUGAUAUUAAACCUUGCAGUAAGGUUGUUGAAGGAGAGAAGCAUUGGUAGGGAGCCAAAGUCAUGUUUCGGUCAUCACCACAUAGCAGCCAGAGAUCAAAAGGUUUCAAGGUGAAGCAUGCUUUACAAAUAGGUCUUCUGCUAGGUGUUGGAAUCUGGCUGCUUUGCCAAGUCGGGCAUUCUUAUGAGAAGAAAGCUGCAGGCGACGACAAUGUCAAAACUGAGAAUGCCAUUAUAAAACUAGGAAGAAAAGGGCUACCUGAAGCUGAGGAAACUAUCGUUAGAGAUGUGAGGCACAGAGAGGAAGAAGAAGAAAAAACUAAGCCUGACAACAACGUGGGAACUGGAGGUGGCGACCAUGAUAUCCAUGAUCGUAUUAAAGAAUGUGACCGAAGGGACGAUUCCACAGAUGGAGAAAGCAAGGAGAAUGUUGGUGGAGAAAGAGAGAGGGAGGAUAGCUCUGAUAAUCACCAGACAGAGAAGGAAGAGAUCAAAGACAAUGUUAGCGAAGAUAAUGGAGGAGAAGAGAAAAAAGUGAAUGAAGAAACUGCUAAUGGAGAAAGCAAAGAGGGGGAAAAUGAAGGUAAGGAGAAUGAAGAUAACAAAGAGACAGAAAGCGAAGAAAAGCCAAAUCAAGAGAGCCCAGAAAUCACAAAUGAAGAGAAGAAAACUGUCGAAGAGACUCGAGGAAUUACAAUUAAAGAUGUUGUAGAAGAAAGCCAAGGUGCAGAAUCUAAAGAGACAGAAGACAAGGAAGAGAAGAUUGAAAAUUCUGGUUCAGCAGAAGAUCAGGUUCCUGACGGAAAUUACGAACAUAGUAGGGAGGCUAGAGAAGAGCAUUACAAGGGAGAUGAUGCUUCCAGUGCAGUUGUUCAUGAAACUCAAGAUGAAAUCCCUAGAGAAGAGCAUUACAAGGGAGAUGAUGCUUCCAGUGCAGUUGUUCAUGAAACUCAAGAUGUAAUCCCUAGAGAAGAGCAUUACAAGGGAGAUGAUGCUUCCAGUGCAGUUGUUCAUGAAACUCAAGAUGUAAUCCCUAGAGAAGAGCAUUACAAGGGAGAUGAUGCUUCCAGUGCAGUUGUUCAUGAAACUCAAGAUGUAAUCCCUAGAGAAGAGCAUUACAAGGGAGAUGAUGCUUCCAGUGCAGUUGUUCAUGAAACUCAAGAUGUAAUCCCUAGAGAAGAGCAUAACAAGGGAGAUGAUGCUUCCAGUGCAGUUGUUCAUGAAACUCAAGAUGUAAUCCCUAGGGAAGAGCAAGGUGAUCUGGAGAAGACUAGUGAGUUGGAGCAUGUGGAGAACAAAGAAAAGAACGAGUCUGAAUUUGGCAGCAAAACAAGUAACACUGAGAUAGUUGAUGUCAAUCAAAAUGAAGUUUCAAAUGGUGAGCCAGUGGAUAAAAACAAUGCCACAAGUCCUGCAAACGAAGAAAGUGGCAAUGAAAAUAAGCAAGAGUCGGAGGAGGAUUCCCAUGAUACAUCCACAAUAGCAACAGAAAAGAAUGAUCAGCAGCUGUUAAAGUCUAACUCCAAUCCAGUUACAUCAGAAAAUCAUGAUUCCUCACCACAAAAUCAAAAUGAAACGCCAGAUAUCACCAUGUUAAAGGGAGAGGAGCCGAGUAUGAAUGACGUUGUACAUGUACAAACUGAGAAAUCUGACUCAGAUGCCAGUGGCCAGCAUUCAGAUUCAAAUGAGACACCUCUCACUGCAACUGAAAAUGUAGAUUUAACUAAUCAAGAAUCAACAGGUUCUAGCAAUUCUGAAUCUAUUUCAUCUAACGAGCAAACUGCUGACUCCAAUAAACCUUCAUCAGCAAGCCAAUAUGAUGAUGCAGUCCAGGGUGAAAAAUCUGAUAGUUCUGAAGAGGGAAAUCCAGAAAUUGUUGCAUCGUCGAACACAAAUGAGAAUUCAGAUGAUGCAGUGCAGAAGGAAAAUGUUGAUUCUUCGAACCCUCAAGAGGAAGAAACAUCAAAAAAUACAAACAACAAUGUGGAUGCUGACCAAAAGGAACAAGUUGUUUCUUCAGGAUCCCAAGAGAAAGAUGUGUCUUCGAACUCAAAAGAUAACGGUGACUCUGCCCAGAAUCAGAGUGAGAGUUAUGUUCACAGCAACACAGAUGACCGUACAGUUGCAAGCCAAGAAGAACAUGUUGAUUCUAACAACAGUGAAGCUAAUCAGAAUGAGAACAACAAUGCAGUUGAAACCCACGUAAAUGACAAAAGCAACACACAUACCAGCACAGAUGCAAGCCAAGAACAAGUUGUUUCCUCUGAAUCUUCAACAUCCCAAAUACAGAAAGAUGAAUCCUCAAACACAGACGAUGUCAGCCAGAAUGACUCAAAUAAUUCUUCUCAAAAGGAUGCAGUUGAUUCUUCAAAUUCUUCAGUUUCUGAAGAAAAAAAAGAUGCUCGGACAGAUUUUGGAACCUUGCCAGAUACAGGAAGCCAAGAAAUUAAUGGUGGGGAUGCAGCAGCAGAGUGAUUCUUUUUUUUUUUUUUUUACUUCCUGCUAGAAUAUAGUAUACUUAGACAAUUUAAUAAUUUGUUACCUUAUUUUCCCUCAGAUAAUCAGGAGAAUUUGUAAGGCGUGUGUUUGUUGUUGUGCUUCAUUGCAAUAAUAGUGCAUAAGGAGUCGUACUGUUUUCUGCUUUAUUGAGACAAGCUGUAAAUUAGAAAAUUGUGGCUUUGAUAUAAGUAAUGAGAGAUUCCAAAUUUCCUUCCA